Molecule: messenger RNA, 837 nt
Organism: Dentiscutata heterogama
Lineage: Eukaryota; Fungi; Glomeromycota; Glomeromycetes; Diversisporales; Gigasporaceae
Source: the annotation of a GenBank genome assembly
GUCAAGGGAAGUCAACCUUAGCCAAUGUAAUAGCAAAUGGAGAGAAAAACUUCGAAGAAGGAAGUAAAAUCGAAGAAUUUUUUAAAGAGAGCGGCGGUUUUCUUAGCCAAACUAGAAAAGUUCAAGCAAAAAUCGUUACUUUAAAGAUGGAUGUAGAUGGAGAGAAAAAGGAUAUAAAAUAUCAAAUCAUUGACACUGUGGGAAUUGAUGAUACAACAUUGAGCAAACGAAAAGUGCUAGUUGAAAUAGCUAAAGGAUGUAAAAAGGUCAAAAAAGGAAUAAAUCAAAUUUUAUUUGUAUGCGGAGAAAGAUUGACACCGCAAGAAAUUGAAGCUUAUAACAUAUUAAGAAGAAUUCUUUUUGACAAUAGGAUUGACAAAAACAUUACUAAAUAUACUACAAUUAUUCGAACGAAAUUCGAAAAUUUUGGUUCUAGAGAAGAAUGUGAAAAUGACAUCCAAGUAUUAGUUAAAGAGAAAAAUGAAACAAUUAAUGAAAUGAUCCAAUCAUGCAAUAAGAGAAUUAUUCACGUAAAUACUCCAUCAAUAAAUAUAAAAGGUGAAGGAGUCCAAAACCAAAUUAAUGUUAAUAAAGAAGCUCGUAAGAGAGCUAGAAAAAUAUUAAUAGAUCAUUUAGCGACUUGUAAGGAUAUUUAUAGGCCUAAGAGUUUGAAUGAGAUAGACCAAAGAAUUAAUGAUUCAUUAAUAGAAGAAAACGAAAGUUUGCAAAAACAACUGGAUGAAUUGCAAGAACGACUAAAUAAAUUAGAAAGAUCGACAUCGGAACAAUUCAAUGUUGAAGAGUUUCUUAAAGAUUAUGAGAGAAAAAGGGAAUGCA